AUGGCACAAGACAGCCUGGCAGAACUCAACGCCCAAGACAUAGCACCAGGGGCCACGAGCGAUCUUGCAGCCUUUGCAUCAGCACUUCGCUUUGAUGAUAUCCCGGCAGAGGUUGUUUCUAAAGUGAAAGAGCUCAUACUGGACAACAUCGGCGUGAUUUUCCAUGGCAAUCAGACACCGUGGGCGAAAAUGAUUGCAGAGAUGGCGACAGAAAGCGGUGCCACUGCCCGCUCCUCCAUCGUGGGCCACGGCGUCAAGACAUCGCCCGCGCAAGCAGCCCUGGUCAACGCAACAGGAGGCCACUCCUUUGAAUUCGAUGAGAUCCAUCGCGACGGCGGGUUCCACCCUGGAUCCAUCAUAUUACCAGUGGUAUUGGCGCUCGCGGAGUCUGAGGGCGGACGAACCGGACAGGACUUCAUUACUGCCACGGUGGCUGCGUAUGAAGUCGGAUGCCGUGUCGGCAUGUCGACGGGCGCUGGGCUCUUUUUCAGAGGUCAUCAUCCCCAAGGCGCUGUCGGCCCCUUCGCGGCAGCCACGGCUGCUGCAAGAAUUCUCAAUCUAGAUGCGGCAGCCACGGCUGCUGCAAGAAUUCUCAAUCUAGAUGCGGCAGACACUCAAAACGCCAUCGGAAUCGCUGGCUCAGCCGCGGCAGGACUCAUGGCUGCCCAAGAAGGGUCGAUGGUCAAGCGUAUGCAUGCCGGGUGGGCCGCCCAGAACGGCGUGUACGGUGGUCUGUUGGCUCGCAAAGGCUUCACGGGGAUUUCAAACGUUCUUGAAGCGUCCUUUGGAGGCUUUCUACAGACCUUUAGUAGCGGCCCUCUUCCGGAAAACUUGCAAACCAAUCUGGGCAAAACAUGGGAGACUCUUAACGUCGGGUACAAGCCGUACGCUACAGUGGCAAGCAUUCAGACCGCACUCGACUGCCUUCGCAUCAUCAUCCAGGAUCAUUCGCUGACUUCGGACGACAUCGAAAAGAUUGACAUCGGAUGUUCUAAGAUCACGUACCAUCACUGCGCCUGGGCGUACAAACCAGCCGGUGUGACUGCUGCACAAAUGAACCUGUUCUACAGCCUGGCCGUACUUGCGACCGAUGGUGAUGCCGGCAUGGGUCAAUUCGAACAAGAUCGCUUGCAAGAACCAAAGCUUCUCGGCUUGAUAUCACGAAUGGAGGCUCAUAUUGACACCGAGAUCGAAGGCAUGGGACGUACCUUUCGCCACGCGGCUAGGGUGAAUGUGCGAACAAAGGACGGGCAGCAAUUCGAGAAGACGGUACUUCAACGGCGAGGCUCGCCAGACAAUCUGGCGCAGCCUGGGGACAUUGAGGCAAAGUUCAACAAAUUAGCGGGCACAGUCCUCAGUGAAGGCGGUGUGCAAAACGUGCAACGGUUGGUUGAGGAUUUGGAGAAUGCUCCGUCACUUGACGAGCUUUUCAAGGUUUUGAGGGCGAAAAAUUGA
Messenger RNA from Zasmidium cellare ATCC 36951, 1455 nucleotides. RefSeq lists its product as uncharacterized. The coding region runs from base 1 to 1455 and encodes 484 amino acids. Lineage: Eukaryota; Fungi; Ascomycota; Dothideomycetes; Mycosphaerellales; Mycosphaerellaceae. The transcript has a single exon. Gene Ontology annotation, molecular function: lyase activity. The record is from RefSeq and is a predicted model, not a curated record.